AUGACGGAUAUACCGUCACAACAUACAACUUUCCUUGACCAGCCUCCCAGCUGUCUAGAAUUCUGCCCUGCAGCCCCUGACUAUCUUGUUAUUGGGACAUACCUCCUAUCGGAAACACCAUCGAAGGGUCUCGCAAAUCCCCAACAAACAAAAACAGGGAGCAUACAACUUUUCAAACUCGAUCCCGAAUCUCCUCAACUGACUGAAAUACACAAAGUGUCCCUUCCCCAUGCAGUUUUUGAUCUGCACUUUUCACCCCGCGAUCCAACCUUAAUUGCAAUCGCCACCAGCGUAGCGUCUGUUUCUUUAUACAGCCUCAAGUCUUUACAGAACAAUGACUCUACAGCAUCAAACCCCGACAUCAUCACUCACCUAACUACAAUCCCUGUCCACGAAGACCUAGCCACAUCGGUUCUCUAUCUCUCCUGGCUUCCACCAGCACACCUAACUAUGGGUCAUAACUAUAGUCAUGACCAGUUAGCCACAGACGGCUUCGCCGUCUCCUUCUCAGAUGGCCGGGUCUCCAUCUUUCAUACUCAACCCCCCUCCCACAUCUUUUCCAAAGAAACGAUGACGGAGAUAGACUUACCAGGGGAGCCUAUAGAGGUUUGGUACACCACGUUCCAUCGUGGUAGGUCAUCAUCCGGCAAAAGAUUCCUAAUGCUAUUUUCCGGGGAUGACUUUGGUAGUUUGCGUGUGCAUGAAUUCGCAGGUGAUGGGGGUGUGAAUGGAGACGGGAAUGACGAGGGCCAAAAGUUGUUGGUUGAUGGUCAAUUCCUAAUUCAGACGAGGGAGAUCAGUGAUCGAGGGAAGCAUCAUGGGGCAGGGAUCACGGCCAUCUUACCGUUAUUCAGUGAUGCUGGGAAGACAGUGCUGCUAACAGGGUGCUAUGAUGAAUACCUUCGUGUGUAUAAGUUUGCAGGACGGGGGGAAGUUUUGGCAGAGAAAUGGUUGGGUGGAGGAGUUUGGAGAUUAAAUGUGAUCACUGAAGUGGAAGAAGGGCCCUUGACGACGGAGGAAGAUUUAAACGUUAGAAGGGUACGGUCGUACUUGAUUCUUGCUAGCUGUAUGCACGCUGGGGCUAGGAUUGUAAGGGUUACAUGCUCGACUGGUGGGGAAGAGGGGCUGUUGGCUGUUAAGUGGGAUAUCGAAGUUUUAGCAGAGUUUACGGAACAUGAGAGUAUGAAUUAUGCAUCGGAUGUGUGGAGGGGUAACGGCGGAGCUGGGUCUGGAGCUAUGCAUGGGAGUGGAGGCCAGGACCAACUUCAGCGGACGGAUAGGGAUUCGAAAUUGCUCUGUGUCUCAAGCAGUUUUUACGAUAAACGGGUAUGUGUGUGGAGGGCGAACGUAUAA
Molecule: messenger RNA, 1353 nt
Organism: Paracoccidioides brasiliensis Pb18
Exons: 2
Coding region: 1-1353 (450 amino acids)
Molecular function (GO): protein binding
Source: RefSeq, a predicted model, not a curated record